This is a messenger RNA of Microdochium trichocladiopsis, 686 nucleotides long. RefSeq names its product phosphatidylethanolamine-binding protein. NCBI's taxonomy places the organism in Eukaryota, Fungi, Ascomycota, Sordariomycetes, Xylariales, Microdochiaceae. The record is from RefSeq and is a predicted model, not a curated record. Gene Ontology annotation, molecular function: peptidase inhibitor activity; phospholipid binding. The transcript is spliced from 2 exons. Bases 11 to 349 code for a protein of 112 amino acids. Gene Ontology annotation, biological process: regulation of Ras protein signal transduction; regulation of proteolysis.
CCUGUUCGCAAUGAUCGACCCGGACGCGCCGACGCCCGCGGACCCCAAGUUUGCGUUCUGGCGGCACUUUGUCGUGCCUGGGCUGAGGCCGGGUGAGGACGUAGUGAAGCACGGCAAUGUGGUCACCGAGUAUUUGGCGCCGGGGCCGAAGGAAGACUCUGGACCGCACCGCUACCUGUUCCUGCUCUUCGAGGAGCCUGCGGGGCUCAAGCUGACAAAGGAGGACGUCGGCGGGGAGGAGUUUGUCCAGAGGCGCUCGUUCCCGGCUGCCGACUUUGUCGCGCGGCACGGCCUCAAGCUGGCUGGCGUGAACUGGAUGACUUGUGCUUGGGACGGGUAUGCUCAAUGAUUCAAUCAGAAAUAGAAGGGAGGGGGGGAGGUGGAGGGCACGCAUGGCAUCGGGAUGAGAAGCCCUCCUCCUGGUGGUGGGUGGUGGGUAGUGGGUACGCAGAGAGGGAAGACAGGACGAUGAUGGGUGCUUCAAGUGUAGUGUACCGGCUUGUGGGCCAGCCUCGAGUCCGUCCAGCACGAGAAUGCGGGGCAUGGCUGGCCAUCAUAGCCACCGGGAAUCAUAGCUGCCAUGUUUGGUAUAGAGACGCCCUCACCUUGGGCGGUGGUGACCCUGCCGAGCAUGUCAAGGGCCAGCCCUCACGUCACGGCUCAUCGAGCACGCCUGUGUUGAUUCA